UAUAUUUCAUUUUAUUCGGUAUGUGGAAUAAACUUAUUUUAGCUGUAUUUAUGGCUUCGCAGGUGUUUGUAACAUCUGCACGAGGAACUGAUUUAACUAAAAAACUGAAACCUGAAUACCGAGUCUUCUACUAUGAUGAAGAGAUAAACUACUAUUUAAAUACCAUAAAUACUAUUAACCAAAAAUACAACGAAGGAAAAAUUGAUGGAGAUACGAUUGAAAAGCAGACAUAUUAUUGUGGGGAUAAUCAUUGGGGUAAAGAUGAUCCUGCAAUAGUUAAAACUCUUUAUCAUUUAUUGGCAAAACCCGCCGUGGAAGUUACCAAACACAGGAUGGAUACACAUACGUUUUCGAGUUGGAGGGUUUAUCAUCUUCCCUCACUUCAUAAUUUUACUUACUGUAUGGACAAUGGACUUCUUAAAAAAUAAACAUGAUUAUAAAUAAAUAUAAAAUAAUAUUUGUUGAAACAUUUAAUAAAUAUUAUGAUUUCCAA
Messenger RNA from Aethina tumida (small hive beetle), 493 nucleotides. RefSeq lists its product as uncharacterized. Bases 21 to 428 code for a protein of 135 amino acids. NCBI's taxonomy places the organism in Eukaryota, Metazoa, Arthropoda, Insecta, Coleoptera, Nitidulidae. The record is from RefSeq and is a predicted model, not a curated record. The transcript is spliced from 3 exons.